UGACCCUGGGGACCUCACUAAUUGGCUGUUCCUUUUCUCUUUUGCCAGUAUUUGUCCAGCAUGGUGCUGCCCAACUCUACCUCAAAAUCUGGAACCUAAUUAAGGACCAGAGGACUGAUGUGCACUUGGAGGACGCCCUGCACUGCUUCUUCCAGCCCAGGGAGUUUUCAAGCAAAAGUAAGUGCUUCUGUGAGAACUGCAGGAAGAAGACACAUGGGAAACAGGUCUUGAAGCUGACCCAUUUGCCUCAGACCCUGACAAUCCACCUCAUGCCAUUCCCCAUCAGGAAUUCACAGCCUGGAGGGCAGUAUGAGCUCUUCACUGUAAUUACACAUGUGGGAAUGGUGGACUCCAGUCAUUACUGUGCCUACAUCCGGAAUGCUGUGGACGGAAAAUGGUUCUGCUUCAAUGACUCCAAUAUUGCCUCAGUGAGAAUCAUCAUCCACAGUUGCCUCCUGCCUGGGAUUGGCCACCUCUAACAAAUGCUGGGAUCCAGACUGCGUGGUUCUCUGAGAUCAACACACCGUGAUCUCGCUGUCUGGGUGUGGUGUUGUUUAUGAGAGUUAAAGCCUUUUUCAGCCUGAAGUCCCCACGUGGUUUGCACCU
Messenger RNA from Callithrix jacchus (white-tufted-ear marmoset), 606 nucleotides. Lineage: Eukaryota; Metazoa; Chordata; Mammalia; Primates; Cebidae. The record is from RefSeq and is a predicted model, not a curated record.